CGUGGCCACGUGCUUCCAGAGUCGCCCGCAAACGGGAUCGGGACUCGCGUGGCUCUCAGCCUGCACAGCGCAGCGAUGUCCGGAGCAUCCGCCAGGAGCCUGGGGAAGGGAAGCGCGCCCCCCGGCCCGGUCCCGGAGGGCCAGAUCCGCGUUUACAGCAUGAGGUUCUGUCCCUUCGCUCAGAGGACGCUGAUGGUCCUGAAGGCCAAGGGAAUCCGGCACGAAAUCAUCAACAUCAACCUGAAGAGCAAGCCCGACUGGUUCUUUAAGAAGAAUCCCUUUGGGCUGGUGCCGGUUCUGGAGAACAGUCAGGGUCACUUGGUCACCGAAUCUGUCAUCACUUGUGAGUACCUGGACGAGGCAUACCCAGAGAAGAAGCUAUUUCCAGAUGAUCCAUACGAGAAAGCGCGCCAGAAGAUGACCUUUGGGUUAUUCUCUAAGGUGCCGCCUUUGGUUACAAGCUUUAUUAGGACGAAGAGAAAGGAAGACUGUCCUGGCAUAAAGGAAGAACUGAAGGCAGAGUUCAGCAAGCUGGAGGAGGCCAUGGCUAAUAAGAAGACAGCCUUCUUUGGCGGGAAUUCUCUCUCUAUGAUUGAUUAUCUGAUUUGGCCUUGGUUUCAACGACUGGAAGCAUUGGAGCUCAAUGAGUGUAUAGCCCACACUCCAAAACUCAAGCUCUGGAUGGCAGCCAUGGAGAAAGACCCUGUCGUAUCAUCCCACUUCAUUGAUGCCAAGACCUACCAGGAUUACCUAAGCCUCUACCUACAGGACAGCCCGGAGGCCUGUGAUUAUGGGCUCUGAAGGGCAAGAGCACUCAGCAAAUGUUUUCCUUCACUGAUUGAAUAACAUGCUUUUAUUUUACCCAAUA
Messenger RNA from Grammomys surdaster, 868 nucleotides. RefSeq names its product glutathione S-transferase omega 1 (gene Gsto1). Gene Ontology annotation, molecular function: glutathione dehydrogenase (ascorbate) activity; glutathione transferase activity. Lineage: Eukaryota; Metazoa; Chordata; Mammalia; Rodentia; Muridae. The transcript is spliced from 6 exons. The record is from RefSeq and is a predicted model, not a curated record. Gene Ontology annotation, biological process: L-ascorbic acid metabolic process; glutathione metabolic process. The coding region runs from base 76 to 801 and encodes 241 amino acids. Gene Ontology annotation, cellular component: cytoplasm.